Messenger RNA from Phacochoerus africanus (Common warthog), 4804 nucleotides. RefSeq names its product FHF complex subunit HOOK interacting protein 1A (gene FHIP1A). NCBI's taxonomy places the organism in Eukaryota, Metazoa, Chordata, Mammalia, Artiodactyla, Suidae. The record is from RefSeq and is a predicted model, not a curated record. Bases 716 to 3850 code for a protein of 1044 amino acids. The transcript has 14 exons.
UGGCCCGCCGGGUGCUGCCCAGGGCGUGGGGUUGGGGGGGGGGUGGAGGAGCCCUGAACAGCGAGGCUCCAGCACAGGGUGACGCGCCGGCGGAAAGUUGCGUUGAGACCUCCCGCCUGGCACUUUCUUCCCGGGACCUCGCUCCUGAGUUGGAUCGGACAGGAAGGAACCGGGCCAAGAGCUGUGAACCACCACUGCCCCGGUGCCGACGACUGUCCAGGACCGGGCAAGGUGUCCGCUCCCCCUUCCUCGUGGUAUCCAGCGCUGUUGGUGGCUUGGGGCCCCGCGUCCCCAGGACGUCGGCACAAACUUUCUGUCCCCGGACAGUUCUGGCGAGUCCCUGUCAGAUUCUGGAAGCCUUUUUCUGGAAAUUGCCAGCAGUGCCAAAUGUUGGAGAAGUCUCUUCUGCUCCUCUGAGAGAGUGAAGUGAACAAAAGCAACUCAGCAGAAGGCUGUGGAAGAGACUGAUCACAGUGAUGGCAAAUCUCAGUCCUGUGAGGGUGGAUUUGGCAAGUCCUCUUAACUUGUUCAAAGCUAUAGGAUCUGGGGAGUUCUGAUUUUGAUCAAAACCCGGACGGAACAGUAAGGCUUUGAAAGGUGACAAUGAAGCGUGAAGAAGUUACAUUUCUACUGUGACACUUGAAAGUUAGUGACUGCUUACCGAGUUUUCGUGAAAAUCAAGUAUGACUUAGAAGCAUCUGGCUUAUGAAGGCUUAUGAUGACAUCAGUUGCGACAGAAAGCAAACUCCAGCAGGCUGUGAGCCUACAGGGGGUUGACCCAGAAACAUGCAUGAUUGUAUUUAAAAACCACUGGGCUCAGGUUGUGAAGAUCUUAGAGAAGCACGACCCCUUGAAGAACACCCAGGCAAAGUAUGGGUCCAUCCCUUCAGAUGAGGCCAGUGCUGUGCAGAACUAUGUAGAACAUAUGCUCUUCCUGCUGAUUGAAGAGCAGGCCAAGGACGCUGCCAUGGGGCCAAUCCUGGAAUUUGUGGUCUCGGAGAACAUCAUGGAGAAGCUCUUCCUUUGGAGCCUGAGGCGGGAAUUUACCGAUGAGACUAAAAUGGAGCAGCUGAAGAUGUACGAGAUGCUGGUCACCCAGUCACACCAGCCUCUGCUGCACCACAAGCCCAUCCUGAAGCCCCUGAUGAUGCUGCUGAGCUCUUGCUCGGGAACGGCCACCCCUGCCGUGGAGGGGAAGCUGGUUGUCCUGCUCAGUCAGCUCUGUUCUAUUCUUGCCAAAGACCCGUCCAUCCUGGAGCUCUUCUUCCACACCAGUGAGGACCAAGGGGCUGCCAACUUCCUCAUCUUCUCCCUCCUGAUUCCCUUCAUCCACCGGGAGGGGACGGUAGGCCAGCAGGCCCGGGAUGCUCUGCUCUUCAUCAUGUCUCUCUCUGCCGAGAACAGCAUGGUGGCCCAACAUAUCGUGGAGAACACCUACUUCUGUCCAGUGCUGGCGACCGGGCUCAGUGGCCUCUACUCUUCCCUGCCGACGAAGCUGGAAGAGAAAGGCGAGGAGUGGCACUGCCUUCUCAAGGACGACUGGCUCCUGCUCCCGCCCCUGGUCCAGUUCAUGAACUCGCUGGAGUUCUGCAACGCCGUCAUCCAGGUGGCGCACCCCUUGAUUCGUAAUCAGCUUGUCAAUUAUAUUUACAAUGGAUUCUUGGUCCCAGUCUUGGCUCCUGCUCUCCAUAAGGUGACUGUGGAGGAGGUCAUGACCACAACUGCCUACCUGGACCUUUUUCUGCGUAGCAUCUCCGAGCCUGCGCUACUUGAGAUCUUCCUCCGUUUUAUCCUGUUGCACCAGCACGAGAAUGUCCACAUCCUAGAUACUCUCACGAGCCGAAUCAAUACUCCAUUUCGGCUUUGUGUGGUGUCCUUGGCGUUAUUUAGAACUCUCAUCGGUUUACAUUGUGAAGAUGUGAUGUUGCAGCUAGUUCUAAGGUAUCUCAUCCCCUGCAACCACAUGAUGCUGAGUCAGAGGUGGGCCGUGAAAGAGAGAGACUGUUACUCUGUUUCUGCGGCCAAGCUGCUCGCCUUGACCCCGGUCUGCUGCUCCAGCGGGAUCACCCUGACGCUCGGAAACCAAGAGAGGGAUUAUAUUCUCUGGUCCAAGUGCACGCAGGACAGUCCAGGGCCCAUGGAGCAGCGGCUCCCUGAAACGCUUUCGCCAUCCGCCUGCAUCGUGGAGGCCGGCAGAGCCCUGGACAUCAGCUACCUGCAGUACCUCUGGGAGGCCCACACCAACAUCCUGCGCUGCAUGAGGGACUGCCGCGUGUGGUCUGCCCGCUACGACGGAGACUCCCCAAAUCCCGAGGCGCUUGGCCCUGGACCGCCAGUUCCGCUGGAGGAGAGGGCGCCCCGCUCCACCUCUCCUGCGCUCAGCCAGCGGCCCGUCCCCAGGACGCCCGGGCCCCUCCUGGCUCCGGGCAAGGACAGGAGCCACGCGGAGCUGGAGUGGGACGAUAGCUAUGACACCGGCAUCUCCUCGGGGGCAGACGGGGGCUCCCCUGGGCCAUCCGAGGAUGCAGAGAACUCGGGCCCCCCGGCCCCAGUGGAGCCCCCCAAGCACAUCCAGGAGAUGAAGAAGAACGCCAUCCUGCUUUUCAAAGGGGCCUACAUCGAAGAGGCCGACUUCCAGGACGAUGUGAUGGUGUACAGGUUGUGCUCUGAGAAGGACGCAGAGGAGGCCAGGAGCUCCCAGGAGGGCGGCGCGAGGCCCCCAACCCAGGCCCAGACCGAGGUGCAGAGCCCCACCGCGCACAAUGGCCCCCUGCCCGGUGCUCAGCCGGAGACAGAUUCGGAGGAGGAACAUGGCAGGGAUGAAUCAGACGCGUUGCAGAGCGUAGCCAAGGAACCCGAGCGAGACCAAGCGCCUGAGGUCGUCCCAGGACCAGAUCCCGAGUUAGUGCCCCGCUCUCCCCAGGCAGAGCACGAUGCACACCUGGCGACCACCAACCCCGAGGGCGAAGAUUUCAUUGCCCAGUAUGACCAGAUCAUUAAAGAACUGGAUUCUGGCACGGAGGGCUCGAUGGAGCAGUGCUUCUCCUCUCCUGAUCCCCUGCUUCUCACAAAGGAGCCAGAGGGGGAGCAGGACCAGAGGAAAGGAGACGAGGAGGAGGGGCCAAGGGAACCCGAGGAGGAGGAGGAGGAGGACGACUUUGACUCUUUCAUAGCGGAGACUCCAGCUGCAGAGACCCAGCCGUUCCCAUUUGGGGUGAGAGAUGAGGCCACCGGUGGCAGUCACCGUCCAUUGAGGACUCAGAGCACCCCGUUCACAGGGCCGUUCAUCAGUGUGGUGCUGUCCAAGCUGGAGAACAUGCUGGAGAACUCGCUGCACGUGAACUUGCUGCUUAUCGGCAUCAUCACGCAGCUGGCCAGCUACCCGCAGCCCCUCCUGCGCUCGUUCCUGCUCAACACCAACAUGGUCUUCCAGCCCAGCGUGCGCUCCCUCUACCAGGUCCUCGCGUCUGUGAAAAACAAGAUUGAGCAGUUUGCCUCCAUGGAGAGAGACUUCGCGGGCCUCCUCAUCCAAGCGCAGCAGUACCUGCUCUUCCGCGUGGACCUGUCUGACCCAAGCCCCGAGGCACCCACCAAAGAUCCUGUUCAGGAUGCCUCCAGGACAGGAAGUGGCAAGAACUUUUUGGAUGGACCCCCAAGAGUGCUUCAGCCCUUCCUGACACACAGAGCCAAGCUGGCAGGGGCGCCCCCCAGCCUGCCUGGGCCAGUGAGGAACACCAUGCUGGCUGCUGCCCUCUUCCCCGAGUUCCUGAAGGAGCUCGCUGCCUUGGCCCAGGAACACUCCAUCCUGUGCUGCAAGGUCCUGGGCGACCUGGACGACUCCUGCUGUUAGUUUUGUUGUAGUUGUUGUUUUUAAUAGAGGUUUUUUUUUUUUUUUUUUAAGGUUUUAGUGUCCUGAGUGAAUGUUAAAGGCAAAGCUGCUUACAGAAAUCUCUACUUUGAGAUUUCCUGCCGAUACUUGAUUGGUGGGGAAGAGGGUUUUCUGGGCACCUCCCCUCUCUCCAGCUGGGUCUUUCCACCAUGUGUCCCUGAGAACUUAGGUCUCAGCAGCUGGUUGCUCCCCUGGCAGGCUUUCUUGGCUUCCUUUUUCCUCCUGAGUUUUUGGUCCUUAUUCUUCCAUCCCUUUGAGUCAUCCCUCGGCUGGUAGCUUGGAUCACAGCAAGCGAAUAUUGGGGGGGUCAACGAUUUCUGGAGGUGCCUGGGUCAGAAGGCGGGCCCUUCAGCACGUGGAGAUUGCACAUCUGCCCCUGCAACCUGCAUCUGGGAUUCUGUUUUAUAAAAGGGAAGAACAUGGGUGGUGCCCCUCUUGCCUUCACCACGUAAACGCAUAUCAUCCGUCCCUUUGCAUUUUACUUCCAAGAUGGCUAUUCUGCCAGACAUGUGUUGCCUUAUGGUGUGGGCAGAUCCACUGGUCUCAGUGCUCUGCCUGGCAAGUGGGAUGUCACUGGAGAGAAUUUGGAAUGCAGAGCUUUCUUUACUCAGUAUAUCGCUACCUAAACACUGAAAACAGCCUUAUUUUAGUAAGAUUUGCACAAGAUGAAACAUACCUAUGCAAACUGUUACUUUGGUUUUUAGGACUUUGAUCACCCUGAUGAAGAAAAGCAUGGUAUCAUAUAAGACGACAACCAUCGUUAUUUUUUUAAGUAUUUUAUGAAGAACAAAAUGAUUCAUUUGUGGAACUAUUUCAUGGUUUGGGGUGUGUGUGUGUGUGUGUGUGUGUGUGUGUGUGGAGGGGUGGGGAGGAUAAAGGUAAACUAAAUACAAUCUGUGCAAAGACUGGUAAUUA